Erythranthe guttata (spotted monkey flower) is the source of this 1291-nucleotide messenger RNA. The record is from RefSeq and is a predicted model, not a curated record. Lineage: Eukaryota; Viridiplantae; Streptophyta; Magnoliopsida; Lamiales; Phrymaceae.
AUGCAAGAGCACAGCACUGGACAAACAACAACAAGCCCACCCGAGCAUAUGCCCGUCGAGCACGAUGCAAGCCCACUUGUUCUUUGCGGUGUUCACCACCACCCACUUAUUUGCACCACCACCCACUUAUGCGGUCUUAUUUGCACCGCCACCCACUUAUGUGGUCUUAUUUGCACCACCACCCACUUAUGUGGUCUUAUUCCGAGGAACAUUCCAUCACCGAGCAACCAUGCCAACCAACAGCCGCUGCCCGAAGGACAACUCACUUUCUCGACAGAGCGGGGUUCGAAGCAUAACUCGUACUACCCGCACCAUUUUCGAAUGAGAGCCAUCCCACGAAACACCGACAGCCGUAUAACAACGCAUCGCCUAUAUUCCCAUCACCUACUAGCACCGAUUCGCUCGAGAUCAUUGCUGGAGAAUGUGACUGUUGAUCCAGUUGUUCGAGGCUUUAUCAGAGACUGGGAUGCCAUGGAAGAUUUACUAAGGCAUGUACUUUAUACUGGUUUAGGUUGGGAGAUUGGCAAUGAAGGACAAAUUUUAUUUGCAAAUCCGCUAGCAACUCCAAAGUCUAUAAUUUUAUUAUUAAUAUACAUAUGUGUGGAACAGGCAGUUAGAGAGCAAUUGGUCCAGUUGAUGUUUGAAAAGUUCAACAUCUCUGGCUUUUAUGCAUCUGAGCAAGCAGUACUAUCACUUUAUGCAGUGGGGAGGAUCUCUGGAUGCACUGUUGAUAUUGGCCAUGGCAAGCUAGAUAUUGCAUCAGUAAUUGAAGGUGCUGUGCAGCAUAUAUCUUCAAGAAGAUUUGAAGUAGGGGGUUUGGAUUUGACAAACUUAUUUGCUAAGGAACUCCAUAAAUCCAAUCCGCUUGUCAACUUAAGCAUCUCCGACGUUGAAAAGUUGAAGGAGCGAUAUGCAUGCUCUGCUGAGGAUGAUGCGGCUUAUGAAAAGAUGCAGAAGGCAUGCCCUGAGGAGCUGCACACACUGCCUGAUGGACAGGUGAUAAAAAUUGGAAGAGAGAGGUAUACGGUUGGUGAGGCCUUAUUUCAACCAUCAAUUUUAGGUUUAGAGGCACAUGGAAUAGUUGAGCAGCUUGUUCGUUGUAUUUCAACUGUGUCAACCGAGAAUCAUCGACAGCUGUUGGAAAAUACUAUACUUUGUGGAGGAACUGCUUCUAUGACUGGUAAGGUUUUAUGAAUGUCUCAUAAGUGAACAGAACAAAUACCUUUUAGAAUAUGUUUAUAAGAGAACUCAACAGAAAUUUUGAAUUUACAGUGAUAAAUCCUGUUAAAGA